AUGAAUGAAGCAAGGCUUCCGGGAAGGCGACCGAUAGGGGCACAACUGGGUGUUGGGCUUAGCGGUCCAAGUCUUUAUGUUUCGAAGAGUGCUGCUUCAAAAAUCGUUGCUGUGGCAGACGAUGAAAAAUGGUUACAUUGUAAGGAUACAGAAUUCCCGUCGACUUUUAUGGAUUUUAAAGUUGCAUCAAAUUAUACACUAGUGAAUGAUAUACUCGAUCCAUUCGAGAUUGAAUCAAAGGUCCAUUUCCCAUCGAUUAGUCAAAACUUGCCUGCUGAUGAGGAGCUCUUGGAAUCAGACCUGUCUGACGAUGACGAAAAGGAAGGCAAUACGGUUUUUUUAAAUGAACACUCAAAGGAAUCUCUCGUUUCGAACUUACAUUGGAGAAAACCAUCACCUCAAAUUAUUUCAUCGGAUUUACAAAUCUACAGGAAUACUGAGGAAAAGAAACAUUCUAUGUUUGAACUUAUUGAUGAAAAUCGUUCUGAAUCAUUGCAUUUUGAUUUUGUACCAAAAGAAUUGCUAUCAAACCUCACCAGAUCUGAUACCAUAUUGGAAGCUCAACAAGAGAGGUCAAGAAAACUGAAUCGACACAAUUUAUCCGUAAUUGAUCCGACAGUCAAAGACCUCUUUGUGAUAGGCAACGUACAGUCAUCGUCGGACCUGCGACAUGAUAAUGAGCAACGCCAAAUCAUCGCAUUUUCCACAGGACAUUCGGGCUCCAACCUAAUCAUCUCUCCAUUGAAAUUAGAACCUUCUGACACUGAACAUGAUAUUUAUUCGAUAGCUGGAUGUAGUAGUGUAUUCAAAAUUGACUUGAAAUCUAAAAUAAAGACAAUUAAAAUCCCAACCGUUGCAUCUUCACUGGGAAGAUAUUCUGAUUGUAUCAUAGCUAUCACAGAAUGCUCUUUACACAUUAUAAAGAUUAAAAGUAUAGACAAUAAAUAUACCAAGAUUGAUUGUCACGUUUUCGAUCCAUUGUAUUUCACAGAAUUAAGUGAUUUCCCCUUUGCUGAUGUUGCUUUCAAUCCUUGGGAUUUAACUCAAUUUGCAAUUAUUGAUACUAAGGGUAAUUGGGCAAUUGGUUCAUUACCGUUCCAAAACAAAAAUUUUAACGGCCUCAUUCUAAAUGAUUCACUUCGAGGAAGCAUUUUCGACCCACAGGAAACGUCUCUAAGGAAAAAAGUAAUAUGGUCGUCUCAUCACACCCGGAUUUUACUAAUGGACCAAUCUAAAAUAGUGGAAGUUGACUUUGGUCUAAACUGGCAAUCAGAAAUUGUACAGGCUAAAACAUGGUCAGAACUGUUAGAUCUAAAAGAAAUGAACGAAUACUUUAGCAUUUUGCUCACAUCACAAGAAAUUAUAUUUCUAAGAAAUAAAAGCCAUAAUAAUGAAAUCACUAGGGAUUUGUCAUGGAAACAUAAUUUAGAUCAUAAUGAUAAAACCUACCGUAUGUUUAUUCAGAAGGUGGAUGACGGCUAUAAAGCGAUCUUUUUCGUAUACAUUACCUCAAGAAGACAUAAAAAUGUCUACAUGCAAGCAUUCACCCUUACAAACAAUGGUGAAUUAAUAAGAUAUGUAGCAGAACCGAUAAUAUUCCAAAUUCCACAGAAGACCGAGGGCGUCGAUUCUAUUCAAUUUGUUGAGCAAUCCUUGAAUCACUACAGUCCUGAACCUAAUGCACAUUAUAAUAUUAAUCUGAAUCUAUUUAUCAAGGGAACGAACAGUAAAGCCAUGACAACCCUCAUAUUAACUAACAAUAAGAAUUAUGACAAAAUAUCAAGCUAUGAAUCUGAUAAGUGGACUAUUGAGGGACAUAUAGGUAGAACUGAGAUAGAAAAUCCUUCUACCGAAAUUACAUUUUUUAUCCAAGAUAUUGUCAAUAAAUUUGAAAAGACUCUGACUUUGGAUUAUAAUAAGGAUAAGGAGCUUGAAUUAUUUCAACAAUUUGGGUAUCAUUUAUCGGAAUCCAUGAAUAGACUACUAGAACAAUGGGAAGAUUCUGGAAGUUUUUGUUCUCAACGAUCUUUUACAGAGUUACAUGACUUGCCACAGCAUUUUGAGAACCUCUCUGAGUUCACAUCGUUAUUGGAACAAUUCAUUCAGUAUUAUAAAGAUCAGGAGUUACUCUUCACUGACUUAAAAACGAUCUCAAAUUUAUUAUUAUACGAGGAGGUAGAUGAUAUAGAUAUUAUUUACAAUAAACUCCUCCAAUGUUGGGGUUUACUGAAUGAUGAUGCUGAAUUUCUGACAAGAGAAAUUGUCAAACAGAUAGUAUGGACCAUGCUAAAGUUUAACAAGAAGAACAAGUACGAAAAAUUGUCGCACAAAAUACGCAAUUCGUUGGGACAACGAUACAAGGAUACCAUCGAUUUGUGGGAUAUGAACGAACUUGAUGAUGAAAAUGAUUUAGAGUACGGAAGUUCAAAAUCUACGGUACCAUUGCAUAGUCAAUCACAACACAGUAUGAGUAGUCAGAUGCAGAUCCCAAUAAUCAAAUCCUCACAAAAUAAGGUAGCCAAAAGGGGCAAAUCACUGAAUUCCAGGCAUUCAGUUAGAGUUGGUGGUAGCCAAGUAAACACACAGCUAGAUAAUGGUAGUAUGAUGGGCUCUCAAUUAGCUAGUUCAUUACCGGAUACAAUGACUCCUGCAUUUUCCCUUUUAAGUGCCCCCUCUUCGCAACUAAUUUCACAACCAGUAUCACAAGUACGAGACUCUCAAAGAUCUAAGAAGAAAAAGAAAAAAAUUGGGGGCUUUGGAUGA
Messenger RNA from Kazachstania africana CBS 2517, 2763 nucleotides. RefSeq names its product Rrn6p (gene RRN6). Gene Ontology annotation, biological process: nucleolar large rRNA transcription by RNA polymerase I. Gene Ontology annotation, molecular function: RNA polymerase I general transcription initiation factor binding; RNA polymerase I transcription regulatory region sequence-specific DNA binding. Gene Ontology annotation, cellular component: RNA polymerase I core factor complex. The transcript has a single exon. Bases 1 to 2763 code for a protein of 920 amino acids. The record is from RefSeq and is a predicted model, not a curated record. Lineage: Eukaryota; Fungi; Ascomycota; Saccharomycetes; Saccharomycetales; Saccharomycetaceae.